Molecule: messenger RNA, 1549 nt
Organism: Platichthys flesus (European flounder)
Lineage: Eukaryota; Metazoa; Chordata; Actinopteri; Pleuronectiformes; Pleuronectidae
Gene: olfm4.1
Product: olfactomedin 4, tandem duplicate 1
Exons: 5
Coding region: 5-1426 (473 amino acids)
Biological process (GO): signal transduction
Source: RefSeq, a predicted model, not a curated record
CACAAUGAUCGGCACUCUUUGUAUAUUUUCGCUUCUGAGCUCCACAGCGGCCUGGGGGCCUGUUGGGCGAUGGAGGGAAGGGCGAGUGAGAAAUGUGACAGGAGGUGGAAGCGGGGACAGAUGUACCUGUGAUGCCUUCCUGCCCAGUUCAAUCUUCCCCAUCAGAGACCUGGUGGUGGUAGAGCAGACAGCUGUGGAGAUCUCCCACAAAGUGGAACUGGAGAUGGGCAAGCUGGAAGACUAUGAGACCAAGUUGACUGCAUAUGCAGUAAGAAUAAUCCAGCUGACAGUGAAGGUUGAGAAGAUGGAGAAGAACCCAGACGGCUACAAUGACGCAGCCAUGGAGGAGGUGAAGGUGGAGAUCAAACAAGUGGAGGCUUUAGUUAAAGAGCUGCAGCUUUCCAUCGCGAGCUCCACCCUCAUCUUCAAGUCUCUGCACGUGCAGAUCACAGCCAUGGUGGAGACCCUGGACAGGAUGGAGAAGACCUACGACAAGAACGCGGUUCUGGUGACCCGCCGGGAAUACAUCAAGGUGCAGCUGGAACUGGAGGAGUGCGAGAGACGCCACCAGGAGCUCUUCAACCCCAACAUUGGUUCCUGUGCCCACAGCGGCAUCAUCAGGGUCAGCAAGCCCAUUGUGAGCCAGCUGAACGCCCAUCUAAGCUCUGGCUACAAAUUCGGAGGCUGGGGGAAGGAUUCCAAGCCUGUUCCCGACAGAGAGUCUAUGUACUGGUACUCUGGCUACACUAGUGGCUCCAUUGUUGACAUCAGGUUUUACACCAACUACAAGAAUCUAAUUUUAAGAAACAACUUCCAGCAUCACAAUUUACAGAGCGGCUGGACGGGCACAGGGAACAAUUACAUCAUCCGUGACAACACCUUGUAUUAUCAGAUUAACAGUCCAUUCGGGGUGGCCAAACUGAAUUUCACCACCAUGAAAUAUGAGUCAAGGGUGAUUGCUAAAGCCAGCACCAGAUUCUCCUACACCGACAUGCCCAACCAAAACUUUGACUUUGCUGCCGACGAGACCGGCCUGUGGGUGACCUACGCCACGGAGGAGUCCAGCGGGCGCAUGGUCAUCGCUAAGAUAAACGAGCCCUCUUUUGGGGUUGAGGAGGAAUGGCAGACUAGCGUCUACAAACCAGGGGUGAGCAACGCCUUUAUGGUGUGUGGGGUUCUGUAUGCGGUCAGGACUGUAGAUAUCAAGACAGAAGAAAUCUUUUAUAAGUACGACACCCGCACCAAACAGGAGAGUCACAUUAGUGUCCUGUUUGAGAAGUUCCAGGAUAAGUUCUCUAACUUGGACUUCAACCCUGCAGACCAGAGGCUCUACAUGUACAACGACGGCUACUACGUCAGCUAUCACCUGUGGUUUAACCACACAACUACAGCCACUGCUCAGCCUCAAUUGGUCCUCACCUCCUGAGCAAUAUCAGUGAUUUACUGAACCUAUGAAUGAAUUAAUGAUUCUAUCUCUGUGUUUCUCUUUCUCUUGUUUUUCUCCUUUAUCCUUCUUCUUAAAUGAUAAUAAGUGAAUAAAUCAUCUGAA